Molecule: messenger RNA, 2604 nt
Organism: Hypanus sabinus (Atlantic stingray)
Lineage: Eukaryota; Metazoa; Chordata; Chondrichthyes; Myliobatiformes; Dasyatidae
Gene: imp4
Product: IMP U3 small nucleolar ribonucleoprotein 4
Exons: 9
Coding region: 88-963 (291 amino acids)
Biological process (GO): rRNA processing
Cellular component (GO): nucleolus; Mpp10 complex; small-subunit processome
Molecular function (GO): snoRNA binding; rRNA primary transcript binding
Source: RefSeq, a predicted model, not a curated record
CGAAUGCUGGGUAGACCACGCAGUAUCGCGAGCAACCAUUGGUUCCGGCUUGUCCACCAGUGUUGGGAUUAACGUGGACCGGAGAAGAUGCUGCGUCGACAGGCCCGGAUGCGGAGGGAGUACCUGUACCGGAAGGCGCAGGAGGACAAGCUGCACCGAAUAGAGGAGAAAAAGCUGAAACUGCAGAGCGCCCUGGACGAGAAUAAGCUGAUCCCCACUGAACUGCGACGGGAGGCGUUGGAGCUGCAGAAGACAUUGGAGUACGACGACGAAGGAGGCGAGGGAGUGAGCAGUCAGGUGGACGAUGAGUACAGGUGGGCUGGAGUGGAGGACCCCAAAGUCAUGAUCACCACCUCCCGGGACCCCAGUUCCAAGCUCAAGCAGUUUGCCAAGGAGCUGAAGCUGAUCUUCCCCGGCAGCCAGCGGAUGAACCGAGGGAAGCACGACAUCGAGGCCCUGGUGACGGCGUGCAAGGCCAACGCGGUGACCGACCUGAUUGUCGUGCACGAGCACCGCGGCGUCCCAGAUGGCCUGGUGGUCUGCCACCUGCCCUUCGGCCCGACGGCAUACUUCGCUGUCUCCAACGUGGUGAUGCGGCACGACAUCCCCCGCCUCGGCACCAUGUCGGAGGCCCACCCCCACCUCAUCUUCCACAACCUGACAUCCCGGCUCGGACAGAGGGUGUCCAGCAUCCUGAAGUAUUUAUUCCCAGUCCCUAAAGACGACAGCAAGAGAGUGAUCACAUUUGCAAACCAAGACGACUACAUCUCCUUCAGGCACCACGUGUACAAAAAGGUGGAUCACAAGAAUGUGGAGCUGUCCGAAGUGGGGCCCAGGUUCGAAAUGAAACCGUACCAGAUCAAACUGGGGACCCUGGAGAACGAGCGAACCUCGGAGACGGAGUGGUGCUGGCACCCGUUCACGAACACGGCCAAGAAGAAGAGGUACCUGAGCGUCGAGUGAGGUGAGGCAGGCCAAUUUGGAGCGGUCAGCAUCUGUGGGGGAAGAGGCACGGCCGACGCUCCCGCCUGCUGCGUUGGCCACCACUGGACUUGACGGCCAAGGCUUCCUCCCAAAAAGUUCUUUCUAACUGAGAGAACUCUGCCAAUGUCCAAUAAACCAGGACCUGCACUGGUUGCUAAACCAGUUCCGUUUUUUGAUCUUGUUCACCAGCUCAAGUUGCUAUAAUUUCUACUGCGAUGUUCGAGUGGACUCCCAAGAUUUCGACUCAACAAUGAUGAAGAAACAUUGCAACUCAGCAACGAAGUAGAAAUAAUAGUGAAUUUCAAGAAGGUGGGAGGACAUCAAGCAGGGAUUCCUGACUCUCUGCCGCCAGUUUAAACUGGCUCACCCUCCUUCCCCUUCCUGAAGUCAGCGAUCUGCUCUUCAGUCUUACUGGUGUCGGUAUUGUAGGGGCACCACCCACUGGGUGACCUGUCUUGCUCCUGUACUCUAACUUGUCACUACCGGUGGUUGGUCCAACAACACUGAUGUCAUCGGUGAUUUGUAGAUGGCACUGGAGCUGUAUUUACCCGGCAGGGGUUCCCAGCCUGCCCUGCUUAAUGGUCCAUGGCAUAAAAAAGGUUGGGAACCCCUGGUUUAGCCCUACAGCUGUGUGCGUGUACAUACAAACCGGAGGGAGCAGAGUGGCGAAGACCAGCGAUACUGACUGUGCUCCACACAGAAUGCUGUCUGCUCCCUCUGGGCAUUCCCCCAUCAUCCACAGUAUCGCCGAUUUCUCUCUCUCCCCCCCCCCCCGGCUCCAUUCUAGCCCAGUAACGAUGAACCACACAAUCAGUGCCUGUAAAUCAGCCGCCUGGUGAACCAUUUCUUCGCGUGGACUCAGCAAAAACACGAGGCAGCACCAACUACUUCAGAGAUUCAAGGUACAUUAGCUAUCAAAAUACGUAUGCAGCGUACAACCCUGAGAUUCGUCUUCUGACAGCCACGAAACAAAAGAAAACCAUGGAACCCGUUCACAGAUAAAACUUCAAACCCCCAGCAUGCAAAAUGAAAAGAACAAAUCAUGCAAAUGGCAAAAGAAGCACAGAAUAUAAAACAUCAAAUCACAAAUUCAGUGAAACAGUCCAGGAAUGUCAAGUCUCGGUUCAGAUCUGUUCAAUCCAGCACUGUGUUCUUUGUUAACAGCAGUCCGUUCCAAUCAAAGUUGCAACAGCUGGAAGCCAGAAACACAUUGUAUCAUGAGCUUAUCAUGUCCAAUAAAACCGCAUCAAUUAAACCUUGCCCAAGACACAACUAUUUACACUGAUCUCCUUUUAUUCCCUCACGUUCAUCUCCCUCCCCACUCUGGGGUUGGAAGGCAAUUACCCCACGCUGCCCGAUGCACUAACUGGACAGAAUCAGAUUCUUUGGGUAGAUCAAUAAAAGCUUACUGCCAUGUCUAGUGACUCCUCUUGGUCACUAGCAUAAGGUUCUUCAAGAAUCAGGAUUGUUUCUUGUAAUUCUGCACUACACCAGCAAGAUGAUUCAGUGCCUUCGUUACAGGUUGGAUGGGGCUAAGACAAAUCCCUGAUGUUUGAUGACUGUUUAAAACAUCCUAAUUCUUUUUUGUAAGCAAUCUUAAUAAAAUAGCCCCAUUUGUUA